UCAUUUGCUUGGUCUGCGUGUUGAAGCUCGGCGUCAUGGAUUCCUCGCUGGAGUAAAAAACAAAGGAGAAACAUGAAAUCCGUUUCGAGACAUCAACGGUAUCUUCUAACUGGAAUGAUUUCGACAUUGGUAUUUCUGUGGUUCUACCUUUCUGAUAACCAAGCUAAAAUAGAAACGGUACUCAGACCUAAAUGUGCCGCUCGAACUCAUGUCGUUUUUGUAAAAACACACAAAACUGCCAGUUCAACCGUGACAAACAUCAUCCAGAGAUUCGGAUUAAAACAUCACCUUAGCUUCGUACUUCCGAAAUACCCGGAGAAUUAUUUAUGGUUCGAUGGUAAUGCCUUUAUCGAUCGUUUGCUUCCACAUCCCAAUGGAACAGAUAAAAAAUUUGAUUUGUUGUGUAAUCACGCAAUUUAUAACAGGUUUGCCAUAACAAAACUGAUGUAUAAUAAUACUGCAUACAUAACAAUCUUGCGUCAUCCAGUGAAUCAGUUUUUGUCAGCAUUUUACUUCUAUCGUACAGUGUACAAAAUCCCGUAUUUAGUCCGUAUACCUGGACCCAAUCCAGUUGAAGAAUAUUUGAAAAAUCCUGCGAAAUAUGAACCCGUAUCAAACUAUGCUUCAUAUACAAACAACAGAAUGACAAUUGAUCUUGGUAUUCCGAGACUAGUUUUCGAUCAACCUGCGCUAUUGACCGGUUUUAUUAAUAAAAUUGAUGAAGAGUUUGAUUUCGUGAUGAUAAUGGAGUAUUUUGCUGAGUCGCUGGUUUUGUUGAAGCGUCUGAUGUGUUGGAGAAUGGAAGAUAUCAUCUCCAUGAGGAUGAAUAUGUUCAAAAAGUAUGAAUUCAACAUGCCACUGAAAGCUGGAAUGUUCAACAGUAUUAAAAAAUGGGCCCAUGCCGAUCUUGAAUUGUACGAAUAUUUUUAUCGAAAAUUUUGGAGGAGAAUAAACCAGAUGAAACCAGAUUUUUGGAGAGAAGUAGAAGUCUUUAAAACAAUACAACUAAAAGUAGAAAAUUACUGCCUGAAUUUAAGCGUAUCUCAAGAGCUGCUUGUGAUUGACGGAAGUGAGUGGAAUGAGAGAUUUUUGGUCAGCAAUCAAACGUGCAAACUGUUAAAUAUGAACGAAGUAAAAUUCAUUAAUUACCUGAGGACUCACCAGCAAAUUGAUGUAAACUGACUUAAAUUGCCGUUUAAUUUAUAUUAGAAGAGUAAUUGUACGUAAUUAAUGAUUCAUAACGUACGUUAGUAAUCGAAAAAUGUACUCGCUUUGUACAAAAUGUAGCAGGACAUUUGUUAGUCACGAAACAGAAUUGUAAGCUAAAGAAAGUCAAUGUUGUUUAAGGAUUUAUUACUUGAUGUUUUCGAGUGGGAUGUGUUGUGUAGAGUAGAGGUAAGAUUCCUAUGAGACAGACCUGCAGUUCUGUUUCGAAUCCCGCUAGAAAAUAUUUUCUUUGUACCAUGGGGUCCCACUAAAGAAAAAAAAAAAAACGUCAUAUGCGAAAUCACUUCCUUUCAAUUUCUAAUGAUUUUAGUGUAAACAUGUCGACAUUGAUGAGCUGAAUCGAAGUUUUCGUCGUUCGGGGUAUUAUUUAAAAAGGUGAAUGUUGUAGAUGUAAACUACGGUGGUGGAACCGAUAAUCUUGCGUUGAUUUCAAUUUCCAUUCAUAAAUGCUUAAAAGUGACUCAUGAGAAGCUUGUCUCUACUCUGCAACACUCGUCACCAAACAUCAAGCUUUAUACAAAUGCAUUCAAAACGUGGCAUGAGCUCCAGGACACACCAGUCAUAUCAACAAAUUCGUCAAUUGUUCGGUGACGGUCUUCCAAGAAAGAUCAGUUCGUGAAUUUUUAUGAUGUUUUCAUUCGUUUGAGAGGUCGACGGUCAUCCCGAACAAGGUUGGUCCUCAAGCGACAAGUGACCGUUCCUAAAGCGUAGAAACCACUCGUAAGCUUGUUUGUUGCUCAUGGCAGCGUCCUUGUAAGCUGUCUGAAGCAUGACAACUGUUUCGGCCGCCGUUUUCCUCAGCAGAAAACAGAAUUUCACAGAAGCACACUGUUCCUU
Molecule: messenger RNA, 2064 nt
Organism: Octopus bimaculoides (California two-spot octopus)
Lineage: Eukaryota; Metazoa; Mollusca; Cephalopoda; Octopoda; Octopodidae
Product: galactosylceramide sulfotransferase
Biological process (GO): glycolipid biosynthetic process
Cellular component (GO): membrane
Molecular function (GO): galactosylceramide sulfotransferase activity
Source: RefSeq, a predicted model, not a curated record